CUCUCCCCCUACUAUAUAUAUUUCGGACUGAGUUUGGUGACCUGCCACACCAUCUUUAAGUUCCAGAGAGAAAGUUGCUGCCCAAUAUCGGGUCAGUAAUUUCCUUAAUUUUCCCCAUUGUCCGUCACAGGUCCGAACUCAGUGAUCACUGAGCUCCUGGCAAGCUGGAAUGAUUCCCAGCUGCUGCAGCUGACGGACUCCUACCGGGACAGGCUGGAGCAGGCGAUGGAAGGAGGGGUGCACGGAGUGAGCCUGGCAUUAACGGCCGAGAAUCAGUUCAGCGGAGAGGAACAUCGGAAAAUCUCUGAUCUCGCUGAUAAGGGAGAGCGGGCGGACAGUUCUAAACUCCUCCUGAGCCUGGUGAUGGAGAAAGGCCCCCGAGCCCGGAGGGUGAUGUGGGAAACCUUUGUGAAAAUGCGGAUUGGUGUUCCAGAGUUGGACAAAAUACUGAAGGAAAUAGAGGAACAUGGUUCUGAUCCCUCCCAUCGAUCAAAUCCUGCUCAAGGUUUACUGAAGUUUCUCAGUGCGCUGAAAGAUGUUCAACAGAAACACAAGGAGACUCUGCGGGCACAGACUGAAACACUGAGAGUGAACACGAUCCUGAUGAGGGAGAAGGUGAAGGUUUUCCAGCUGGUUGAUCGAUACGCUGAGCUCACGGUCAUUUCUACUGUUCGAGACCGGAGACUGGUGGAACAUGAGCUGCUGGCAAGAGGCAGAGACCACGAGGAGUGGAGAGAAAAACAUCUCCUCGGAGAGCUGGAGAAAAUCCGGAUUGCUCAUCUGUUUAAGAAUAGUUACUCACAUCAUUUUCGGGACAAAAUUAAAAGAUUCUUCGCACAAUCAACUUCGGGAUGUUCGACAGCAGUGGCUGGAGUCCCGGGGAUCGGGAAAACAACAAUGGUACAAAAGAUUGUUUAUGACUGGGCCACGGGGAAAAUAUACCAACAAUUCCAGUUUGUCUUCAGUUUCAAAUUCCGGGAUUUAAACUCCAUUAACUGCAGAAUAAACCUGAGGGAAUUGAUUCUGGAUCAGUAUCCUUACUUUGGGAAUAUCCUGAGAGAGGUCUGGAAGAACCCAGAGGGAUUGCUGUUUAUAUUCGAUGGUUUGGAUGAAUUCAAGCACACAAUUGAUUUUGCGGACAGUCGGAGAGACACAGAACCCAAGCACCAGUGCCCAGAUCCCGAGUGGUGGUGUGAAGUGUCUGACAUUGUGUACAGUUUAAUCCAGGGCAGCCUGCUCCCAGGGUGUUCAGUGCUGGUGACCACCCGCCCCACUGCGUUACAUUUAUUGGAAAAGGCAGACAUCAGUGUCUGGGCUGAAAUCCUGGGAUUUGUUGGUGAGGAACGGAAGGAAUAUUUCAUCAGACAUUUUGAAGAUCAGACGGUGGCGGAAGCUGUUUUCAAACACGUGAAGGAGAAUGAGAUCCUGUACACCAUGAGCUACAACCCCUCCUACUGCUGGAUCCUCGCUCUGGCACUGGGCCCCUUCUUCACACAAAGAGUCAGGGACCCACAGCGAGUUCCCAAGACCAUCACCCAACUGUACUCCUACUAUAUUUACAACAUCCUGAAAAACCACGGCCGUGAGAUUGAGAGACCCCGUGAUGUGUUACUCAGGGUUGGUCAGAUGGCCUUCAGAGGAGUGCACGAGAGGAAGAUUGUGUUUACAGAUGGAGAUUUGAUCAACUACACUCUGCAGCCUUCCCAGUUCCUGUCCGGGUUCCUGAUGGAGCUUUUGGAGAGAGAGGAUUCUGCCCGGAGCGUGGUGUACACAUUCCCACACCUCACUGUCCAAGAGUUUGUAGCUGCAGUCGCACAAUUCCUGAAUCCACAUCCCGGGGAUAUCCUGAAAUUCCUCACUGAAGUCCACAGCACGACAGAUGGGCGGUUUGAGGUAUUUCUCCGUUUUGUUGCUGGUCUCUCCAACCCAAUGUCAGCUCGGGGCCUGGAGGAGUUUCUGGGUCCAUUUCCUCAUCAAACAACCUGCCGGGUGAUUGACUGGGUGAAGGAGGAGGUUAAACGCCAGGUUGGAAACACGAGGAAUGAAGCUGGUAAAAGGAGCCUCCUGAACACAUUGCACUACCUGUUUGAGUCUCAGAAUCGUGGACUGGCUCAGGCCGCUCUGGGAUCUGUGGAAAAGUUUUCACUCAGUGGAAUGACUCUGACCCCGAUUGACUGCGCGGUCCUGUCUCAUGUCAUCGGACUCUGUGAUACAAUAAAACAGCUCGACCUGGAGAACUGCCACAUUCAGUGUGAAGGAAUCCAGCGGCUGGGACCCGGGCUGCACAAGUGCCAGGAGUUGAGACUUGGGCAUAAUGAACUGGGAGAUUCAGGAGUGAAACUGGUGUCUGCGGCUCUGAGGAACCCGGAGUGUAAAAUACAGAUACUGUGGUAAGUACGAGACUGUGGGAGAUUGUGUUUACAUUCACUGGGUGUCUGACACUGAGAAUGAAUGUGAUCAGUAGACACAUAGAAAACAUACAGGACAAUACAGGCCCUUCGGCCCACAAAGCUGUGCUGAACAUUUUUCUACCUUAGAAUUAUCUCGGUUUUACCCAUAGUGCUCUAUAUUUCUAAGCUCCAUGUAGCCAUCCUGGAGUUUAAAGUUUUCGCCUCCAGCAGCCCAUUCUUAAAACUAUGCCCUCUCGUGCUAGCCAUUUCAACCCUGGGGAGAAGACUCUGACUAUCUACAUGAUCAAUGCCUCUCAUUAUCUUGUACACCUCUAUCAAAUCACCUCUCAUACUCCAUCACUCCAAGAGAAAAGGCUGAGUUCACUCAACCUGUUCUCAUAAGGCAUGCUCCCCAAUCCAGGCAACAUCCUUGUAAAUCUCCUCUGCACCCUGUCUAUGGUUUCCACAUUUCACAUCCUCCUCCUCGGAGAUUGCUACCCAUUCCUCUUCUACCUGUGGGAUCUUUCUUCCACAUCCCCCUU
Messenger RNA from Hypanus sabinus (Atlantic stingray), 2932 nucleotides. RefSeq names its product NACHT, LRR and PYD domains-containing protein 3-like. The record is from RefSeq and is a predicted model, not a curated record. Bases 226 to 2394 code for a protein of 722 amino acids. Gene Ontology annotation, cellular component: cytoplasm. The transcript has 5 exons. NCBI's taxonomy places the organism in Eukaryota, Metazoa, Chordata, Chondrichthyes, Myliobatiformes, Dasyatidae.